Closterium sp. Naga37s-1 is the source of this 789-nucleotide messenger RNA. The record is from the annotation of a GenBank genome assembly. Lineage: Eukaryota; Viridiplantae; Streptophyta; Zygnematophyceae; Desmidiales; Closteriaceae.
AUGCGUAGUGAUAUUUUCCUCGCGAUCACAGAGAACUCCAUUCCCGUCGCCAUUCCUCUCACCCCUCUCAUCGCCCACUACGCUAUCCUCGAGUUCGCCAAAUCGCCCUCCCGUCUCCCAUUCCGUCGCGCGUCACGUCGCCAUCUCGCCGCCCGUCCCGUCGCCCUCUUCGUCGCCCUCUCUCCCCUCCUCUCCUCCCGCCGGCCUCUCUCUCGCCCCUCCCUACUGAUCGCCCUCCCGUCGCUCUCCGCUCCCUUCCCGUCGCCCUCUCUCUCGCCCCUCCCUUCCCGUCGCGUUCUCUCUCUCUGCUCCCUUCCCGUCGCCCUCUCUGUCGCCCCUCCCUUCCCGUUGCGUUCUCUCUCUCUGCUCCCUUCCCGUCGCCCUCUCUCUCGCCCCUCCCUUCCCGUCGCGCUCUCUCUCUCCGCUCCCUUCCCGUCGCCCUCUCUCUCGCCCCUCCCUUACCGUCGCGCUCUCUCUCUCUGCACCCUUCCCGUCGCCCUCUCUCUCGCCCCUCCCUUCCCAUCGCGCUCUCUCUCUCCGCUCCGCCCUCUCUCUCGCUCCUCCCUUCGAAUCGCGCUCUCUCUCCGCUCCCUUCCCGUCGCGCUCUCUCUCUCCGCUCCCUUCCCAUUGCCCUCUCUCUUUCUGCUCCCUUCACGUCCUCCCUUCUCGCUCGCCUCGAAUAGCCCUCCCGGCAACCUUCGACUCUCCCAUCACGUAUGCCCUCCUUUCUCUGACGCCUCUCUCGUUCUCCCUCUGCUAUCGCGCUUCAAGUCCAAGGCAGCACAUUGA